Trichomycterus rosablanca is the source of this 1416-nucleotide messenger RNA. Its product is annotated as histamine N-methyltransferase-like. The record is from RefSeq and is a predicted model, not a curated record. Lineage: Eukaryota; Metazoa; Chordata; Actinopteri; Siluriformes; Trichomycteridae. Bases 1 to 1026 code for a protein of 341 amino acids. Gene Ontology annotation, molecular function: N-methyltransferase activity. The transcript has 7 exons.
AUGUGCUUCGGACAAACUUCUGCUUUUCACGUAAAAGGACGGCUGUGUGAUUAUUCAGAGCGAAUCAACUUCACGUUCCGUUUGUGUGGAAGAAAACACGUGCCGCAUCCGGGUGGGGCCGAGGAGCCGAUGCUGUUUGAGAAAACCGUGGUCAUGACAUUUGAAAACCUGGCUGAUGAUUAUUCCACUUAUCAGCAGCUGUUUGAGGUGUAUUUGGAGCAUUCAACUGACCACCCGAAGACAUGGGAUUUCAUUCAUGGAAAACUUGCUGACAUCCUUAACGGCAUUGAUGCAGGACGUUCCACUCUGAAUGUGAUGGGUGUAGGAAGUGGAUCAGGUGAGACUGAUCUGGAAAUCCUCAGGCUCUUGCAUUCGAAGUGUCCAGAAGCCAGAGUGGUGAACGAGGUGGUGGAACCCAGCGUUAACAUGCUAAACAAAUAUAAAGCUUUGCUGACACAGACAGCGGGCAUUGACCACAUUACCUUCAACUGGAAUCAAAUGACGGCGUCUGAUUUUAAGAGCAGCUGGAAGGAGAAAAAUCCUGACAAGAAGAUGGACUUUAUUCACAUGGUUCAGAUGCUGUACUAUGUGAAGGAUCUUGAGGCCACGGUCUUGUUCUAUCAAAGCUUACUGAAAAAAAAUGGCAAACUCCUCAUCAUCCUGGACACCGAGGACAGCGGGUGGAACCAGUUCUGGAAAAACUUUCAAGUUCAGCUGUGCAGUAAAGAUAGUAACCUAUGUACUACAGCAGAGGACAUCAAAAGCAUCUUAGAUGUCAAAGGAAUCACCUACCAGAGCUACAGAAUCAUGUCCGAGUUAGACAUCACCAAGUGUUUUAUAGCUGGAGACGAGAAAGGCGAGCUGCUGAUGGACUUUCUGACUGAGACGAUGGAUUUCAGUAAGAAAGUCUCUCCAGAGUUGAAAGCUGACAUGCUGGAGCUUCUUAAACAUCCCGACUGCUGCCGAAAAGAAGACGGCAAAAUCAUGCUUAACAGCAGCUUGGAAGCAUUGCUGAUUGACGCAUAGUGGAAAAUGUAGCAUUUGAAUAAACCUGGGUCCUUGUAUUACAGGUUUCUAAGCAUUCUAUUUGUUUACUGACUGCACCAUGAUUAUUUUUGGAUUGGAUUUAUGAAGUCUUCCUACUUGAACACUAUCUGUCACUUAAAGCCAGUGUGGUCUGUUUGUUGUGGUCUACAGAGGUCUUUCCUGUGAUUUUAUGAAUUUGAUCAUCUUCAUAUUGAGUUGACGUCCCAUCUUUUCACUCUGUUUAACUUUAUUUAUCGUAAAUAACAUCUGGGUUGUAAUAAUAUACAACACUCACCUUCGAUUCUUGUGCGAGACUGAAUCACAGACGUUAUGUUUUAUCUGAUAGACAUGACGAAUGUGAAUGUUCCAUUGCAUUAAUAAAACAGGAUU